CCUAUCUUACGACCAAGGAUAAGCAAAAUCUGCAUGAUUUGUCCUAUCGCCCAGACCUCCUCCAGCUCUGUACCAGAAUUAUCGAGCAGAAGGAAGCGAAGUUACGAGCUGGAUUCGUAGGCAAGAUACGAUACAGCGAUCCUGUCGUCCGUGUCGCAAAUAUAUGCAUACGCUUGGGGAGCUUGACUUGUUUCAACGAGCCGUGGGAUGUUUCCAGGAGGGCGCUCCACUUGAGUUUUUCGAAGACCUACACAAGCUUUUGGCUACCGUUGAUUUCAAAAGAAUUGCUGAGUGUCUCGAUAUUUGCGCCGACGCUUUCCAAUCUUUCGAGCCGCGUUUCCAAGCGCUGAAGCGACUCUUCGGGACUGACUUGGACAACCUAAUCACCCGCAUUGACGCGUAUCUGUCCCCCCUUGGGCAAUGGUUCUUGAGCAAGAUGGAAGACCUGCUGGAACCAACGAAAAUACUCGUUAAAUCAGCGAGACGUCCUUUAAUAUACAUUUGCGAGCUCGCGGGUUGGGAGUACCUCCUAGACAAGAUUUGCCCGGUGCUUGAGGCCGCUGUCGAGAUGACUCCCUUCGUAAUAAGCUUUAUGGUUUCCCUUUCCGAGGACGGCACCAUCCCUACAACAAUCAUCCGGGCUGCCUAUAGUCGGCUUGCACCCCGCAUACGCGAGCACUUCAACCUGGUUCGUUGGCAACGUGAAGCCUUUCGAAGCUAUGAAACGGGCAUGGUCACACUGCAUAAGUCGGGUAUAAAAUUGGGGCAACAGCGUGUCUCACUGACCCCAAUCGAUGGCCGUGAACUCGCCAAAUUCCUCCGGCUAUGUCUAUCUUUUUCUCUUCACGGGGAAGUUGAUGGCAUCCUGAACCGGCUUGAAGCCGAAACCUAUCGAGCAGGCCCUGCUAUUCUUGUUCCAGUCACCCUGAUAUGCUUGCGAGACCUAUCGCCAAUGCUGCUCAGUCAUGGCCUCGCUUUCGACGCCGCGAGAUUGACAAGCUAUCGACGUCUUUACCAAGAUAUCAUCACCAAUUAUAUCAGCACAUGCGUGGGCAACGAGCCGCAGAAGCCAAAUCAAUGGACUCGUCAACCGGGGAAAUGCCCAUUCUGGACACAAGGCUCCUGUCAAGACUGCAUUCAGCUCAACGCGUUUCUCGAGGAUCCGUACCAUGAAGUGUACGAAUAGAAACUACCCAAGUGCGGGCACGACCAUCUUCGCCAAGCGAUACACAACGGCAAAUCUGAUUGCGGCGGUCUAACCAUGGAACGUAGCGAUGGCUACUAGCUGAUUGUGAUGAAGACUACCUACCAGUACGAUCAGGCGCUCCACUCCUGGGAGGCAAGAAAGAAAGAGGCGGAGAACGUGAUCGCGGGAUUUGACCAGGACACGCUAAAGAUAUUACUUGGCAAGCGAUAUGAAGAGAUUGUGGAGAUGAAGAACCAGAAGCUCUCUGUCACUAAUCGGCUUCCGCCACUUCGAGAACUAUCGAACUCAGCUCAUCCGCUUCCUCUAAUGCAAC
Messenger RNA from Trematosphaeria pertusa, 1520 nucleotides. RefSeq lists its product as uncharacterized. The transcript has 3 exons. The coding region runs from base 164 to 1186 and encodes 340 amino acids. NCBI's taxonomy places the organism in Eukaryota, Fungi, Ascomycota, Dothideomycetes, Pleosporales, Trematosphaeriaceae. The record is from RefSeq and is a predicted model, not a curated record.